Condylostylus longicornis is the source of this 1110-nucleotide messenger RNA. RefSeq lists its product as uncharacterized. The transcript has 8 exons. Gene Ontology annotation, molecular function: RNA binding. The coding region runs from base 1 to 1110 and encodes 369 amino acids. The record is from RefSeq and is a predicted model, not a curated record. Gene Ontology annotation, cellular component: small-subunit processome; nucleolus. NCBI's taxonomy places the organism in Eukaryota, Metazoa, Arthropoda, Insecta, Diptera, Dolichopodidae.
AUGUCGGACACGGACGAAAUAAAGAACGUCAAGGAUCCAGAGAAAGAAUCUUCGGAUUUGUCCCCAGCGAAGUCGAAGAAGCAGAAACAUAGAAAAGAUAAGCCAUGGGACACCCCCGACAUUGACAAAUGGAAAAUAGAUAAAUUCUCUCCAGACGACAACCCCUCUGGUCUUCUAGAAGAAAGUUCUUUUGCGACUUUGUUCCCACAAUAUCGUGAAAAAUACCUCAGAGAUGUUUGGCCAGAUGUCAAAAGGGCGUUAUCCCAAUUUCAUAUCAAAGCAGAAUUAGAUUUAGUUGAGGGUUCGAUGACAGUUCGAACCACUAAGAAGACGUGGGAUCCUUUUUCGAUCAUCAAGGCUCGAGAUUUAAUCAAAUUGCUCUCGCGAUCAGUUCCAUUGCCACAAGCCGUCAAAAUCCUACAAGACGAUACGUAUUGCGAUAUUAUAAAGAUUGGUGGUUUUGUUCGCAAUAAGGAUCGGUUUGUCCGUAGACGCCAACGCCUCGCUGGUCCAAAUGGUUCAACGUUAAAGGCCAUCGAGCUCUUAACAAAUUGCUAUGUUCUCAUUCAAGGACAGACAGUGUGUUGCAUGGGAUCAGUGAAAGGGCUGAAAGCCGUCAGAACUAUCGUCGAAGAUUGUAUGAAGAAUGUGCAUCCAGUUUACCACAUCAAGGAGUUGAUGAUUAAGAAAGAAUUAGAAAAAGAUGAAAUCCUGAAAGACGAGAACUGGGACAGAUUCUUGCCACACUUCAAAAAGCGAAACACCCAAAGGAAGAAGCGCAAAAUAGAGAAAAAGAAAGGCAAACAACUCUUUCCCCCUGAUCCGACGCCAAGGAAGGAGGAUCUCCUUAUGGAAUCUGGAGAGUACUUUAUUACGGAAGAGGAACGAAAGCGAAAACAGCAAGAAGAGAAAAGGAAAGCGAUGCAGCAGAAAGCUGCAGAGAAAAAGAGGAAGAGAGAAGCAGAGUAUGAGGAGCCUCAGACUGUUGGCAAAAAACGGAAAUUUGCUCAAGAAGAAACUAUCGAAGCUUUGGCAGAAAGAGUCAAACAGCGCGCUCCUCAAGCGCGAGGAGCAAAGAAGGAAGCUGCUGCAACUCGCUUCCUUUUUUAG